Messenger RNA from Epinephelus lanceolatus (giant grouper), 2715 nucleotides. The record is from RefSeq and is a predicted model, not a curated record. Lineage: Eukaryota; Metazoa; Chordata; Actinopteri; Perciformes; Serranidae.
UAACCUGCAUUAUUUUAUGUACUUACUUAUUUCUUCCUCUUUUUUCAAUAUGUUGUGUUGUCAGGGUGUUAGUAUUGCAGAAUAUAGUUUCCUGUAAUGCAGUGUAUUGCUGAUAUUAGCAGAUGUAAAACCUUGACUGGUGUUUUCACUGGACUCACUCAGAGAAGUGGUCGUGAAUCCACUCUGCUGCUGUCUGGUUGUUGUCGGCUGAGCUACAGUGAUGGAGGAAGUACUCUGACCUUUUACUGAAGUAACCACAGUGUGGAAGUACACUGUUAUAAGCAAAAGUCCUGCUUUCAAGAUCUAAGUACAAAAGUAUUAACUUCAAAAUAUACUUUAAGAGCCAAAAGAAAAAGUACUUAUGCAGAGAGAUUAAUUUUAGAAUAAUAUAUAUUAUAUCAGAAAUUAUAAUUAUUGAUGCAUUAAUAUGUUCAUCACUUUAUUGUUGCAGCUGGUUAAAGUGGGCCUAAUUCAGCUGGGUAGCUUGUCAGUUUCACUGAAGGAUCAAUAAAGCCUUUAUACAUAAUAAUGCAUCAAUGUGUUUAUUUAUUAGGUCUACAUUUUCUAUAUUAAUCUGAAUCUGCAAAGUUGUCAACUAAAUGUAGGCUAGCUAGUUAAGUGAAAAGUACCAAAAUCUUCUCUGAAAUGUUGAGUAGAGGUAUAAAGUGGUACAAAAUGGAAAUAGGCCUAUUAAAAGACAAGUACCUCAGUAUUGUACUUGAGUCCAGUGGCCUACAGUAACUCUCCACCACUGGAGCUCUGCUGCUAAAUGCAGAGCUCUUUGAAACAUUUAGAUUUUUAGCCUGCUUCUGUUCUGCUCUGUUCUGAUGUGUGGCAAAGGGGUGUGGUCAGAUGUGUAACGACAGCUACUUAGAGAAAUCUUAGCUCAGGCUGCUUGUAGCAGUUUCUCUUCAAUGUGACGCAGUGAAACUAAUGUAACAGUAGCCUAUACUGAGGAGUAGAGACAUGGAAAGGAAGGAACUUGAGGAGGCCUUGUGCUGCUACACUGCAGAUACCCUCACCUACAUCGACACAGUGAGAGGAUUCUGUGAGAGGAACCCGAAAUGGAUGCUGGGGAGGGAGACAGAGUUGCACAUGAUGAUGGAUAUCAAAGACAGAGCUGAUCAGAUCGACCUAAGCAUUGGCCAUGUUAAGCAGUCACAGAACAGAGGUAAGGCUAUGUUGGAAUAUAUGAAGAGCAAGGUAACCCAGGUGACUGCAGACAGCAGGCGUGCAAAGCUGGAGACAGAGCUGGCUGAAGUACUUAAGGCCACUCUGGGAGGUCUGGAGGAGCUCAACUGCUUCCUGGAUGCAGUGGAGAAACUGGCGGCCACCUCACUUCAUGUGUUCAUGGAGGAGAACCAGGUGCUACAUCUGCCAGAAGGGAUCAGCCCUGAACAUGUUCAGGUUGUCAUCAUUGCUGCACGGCUAAUCUGCCCUCUCCUCCUCGAGUUUAAAAGAGAUGCAAGUGUCUUCUUCCUUCCCAAACUGCAGAAUGUGGAAGUGCUGUCAUAUCAGCUGGACAGAUACAUUCAGACCACCAAGACAAUCUGUGAGAAGUUAGAGAAAAGCUCCCUCUGUGAGUUUUUCCUGAAGAACACAGACACCCUGGUAGACCUCAAUGGGGAUUUGUCUGAAGAGGACAUACAAAGGAUGCUUGAUCACAUUAAUCAGCUUAAUGAAAUCAGGAUGAACCAGAACUUCCGGAUGGUGUUCUUGUUUCAGGAUGAGCCAUGUUCUGGCUUCAUUGAUGAGUUCAACGAGCGACAGCCCAGAAUGCUACAGUUUCUUAAAGACCUGGAGGAGAAUGCUGUUCAGCUGGACAGAAUGAAUAAGGGGGCAAAGAUCUCCAGUGUGGUAGGCAGCUCAGUGGGGGCAGUUGGAGGUGUGCUUUCCAUCAUUGGUUUGGCAUUAAUUCCUGUAACAGCUGGAGUGUCUCUAAAUCUGACAAUGACGGGGGUAGGGCUGGGAAUAACCAGUGGAGUCAACAGUGCUGUAACCACUGCUGCAGAGAUUGGAGUUAACAGCAAACAUCAAAAGAAAGCCAGUGAAGUUUUCCAGAGGUUCAUGGAGGAUGUGCAGAGUCUCCAGGGUUGUCUAGAGGUCACCCAAAGCCAAACAAGCCAGAUAGAUGUGGUUCUGGGAGUUGGCAAGAUGCUUUGUAAAGCUGGUGCUAUUGGAAAAGGUAUUGAUUCACUUGUUGAUGCUGCCUCAGCCCUUAAGCUGUUAAAAAGUGAAGAGCUGGUGACAAGUGCUGGCAGAGUGGCAGUGCAGGAAGGAAAAGCAUUACGUAAUGUGCCCAGGGUGGCAGCAGAUCUCCCAGAUAUUGGACAGGCAGCUGUCAAAGGGCCUCUUGCCCUCUCCAAGUCAGCCAGGGCUGGUCUCAUUGGGCUCAAUGCUCUCUUUGUUGGCAUGGAUAUCUUCUUUAUCUGUAAAGACAGUAUCAGUCUGGCCAAAGGCAGUGAGACCGAAGUCUCACAGUUCAUCAGAGCCAGAGCUGCUCUUUGGAGCUCAGAGUUGGACUCAUGGCAGAAGAUUCAUGACUCACUGAGCAAAGGUCUGCAGACAUCAGAGAAAAACAAAGCUAUCCUGGAGACGCCAUUUUAUCCAGAGCAGGAGAUGAAGAAACAAAGAGAAACAGAAACAGAAGUUCCAUCUGUUGAAGUGGAUGAAAAUCAAAAAAUUGAAGAGAAAAAAAAUUCUGUAAUACAGUAG